AUGUAUGCAUUGCCUACUAGUGCUGACCGUGCCGGUCACCUGUGCGUCCCGCGUGACCCAGGUAUAGGACCUGCUGCUCUAGCUACUGGUGAGGCUGCUGCUCUGGGUGCUAGUGAGUCUCCUGCUCCAGGUAGAGGUGCGGCUGCUGCUCUAGGUGCUAGUGAGUCUGCUUCCUCAGGUGCGGGUGAGGCUGCGCUCUCAGGUACCGCGUUGGCUUCGGCCUCCCUCACCUUUACACUUGACUCUGGGGCUUCUCGCUCCUUCUUUCGGGACCGCACCACACUCACGCCACUUGGUCGGCCGGUUGCUGUCUCCCUGGCUGACCCCUCUGGGGGUCCUGUCCUUGCUCACUUCUCCACUGUCCUCCCGUGUCCGGCUGCCCCCUCGGGCACCCUGUCUGGCCUGUACCUCCCCUCGUUCUCGACAAACUUGGUGAGUGGUGCAGACCUACAGGAUGCGGGGGUUCACCAGUUCACUCCUGCGAGUCAGCGGGUGACCCACUGCACGGACGCACGCACAGGCCGGCACCUGGCCACGUUCUCGCGUCGGCCGGGGUCGAGCCUCUACACCCUGACCACUGAGUCUCCUCCUGUCCCCGCGUCCGGUCAGGUAGCAGCGUCGGGUCAGGUGUUUGCUGCUGCGUCCAGGUCUGGUCCUGAGUCUGCCCCCUGUUCGUGUCGCCUCCUGUCUCACGAGACUCUUCUGUGGCACCACCGUCUAGGCCACCCCUCCUUGCCCCGUCUUCGGGGCAUGGCUUCCCGUGUCCUUGUCUCUGGUCUUCCCCAGUCUCUCCCUCCCCUUCCUUCGGGACCAGGACCUUCCUGUGUCCCCUGUGUCGAGGGGCGCCUCAGGGCUGCUCCUCACUCCUCCCAGUUUCCCCCGACAGAGGCUCCUCUGCAGACGCUUCACAUGGACGUGUGGGGCCCGGCCCCCGUCCGUGGGCAGGGUCACGAGCGCUACUUCCUGUUGGUGGUUGACGACUACUCGCGUUACACCUCAGUCUUCCCCUUGCGCAGCAAGGGUGCUGUCACUGAGGGGAUCCGCCAGACCUUUACGCUUCCGGACUCUCCACAGCAAAAUGGGAUUGCUGAGCGCCGCAUUGGCAUGGUCAUGGAUGUCGCUCGUACGUCCAUGAUGCAUGCGGCUGCCCCCCAUUUUCUGUGGCCGUUUGCGGUUCGGUACGCGGCGCAUCAGCUCAACCUUCACCCAAGGGUCUCUCGGCCCGCGAUGUCCCCAGUGUUACUGUGGACGGGGAAGGUCGGCGAUGCGUCUGCGUUCCGUGUCUGGGGAUCUCGGGCGUUUGUCCGCGACUUGUCUGCGGACAAGCUGUCCCCCCGUGCUGCUCCCUGUGUCUUCCUUGGCUUCCCCCCUGAUGCUCCAGGGUGGCAGUUCUACCACCCCUCCUCUCGUCGUGUUCUGUCCUCCCAGGACGUCACGUUCGACGAGUCAGUCCCCUUCUACCGCCUCUUCCCCUACCGUACUCCUUCCCUCCCCCCCCCACCGGACUUCCUGGUGCCAGUUCCCCCCCCAGUAGACCCCCUCCCCCCUCAGGUUCCUACCCCUUCAGGUGUGUCCCAGGUAGACACAGUCGAGCCAGUCGAGGUUGCUGCUGAGUCUGGUCCUGCUGCGGGUGCAGAGUCUGGGGGUGCUACGCCUGCGGGUGCUGAGCUUGGGGGUACUGCUGCUGGGGGUGCUGAGCCGGGGGGUGCUACGUCAGGAGCUGCUGAGCCUGGGGGUGCUGAGCCUGGAGGUGCGGAGCCUGCGACUGCUGGGCGGGAGCCGCUCUCUCCACAGGAGCAGCGCGAGUGGUUUGCUCGCCGCUGGAGGCGUGCUGCUGGAGCUGGAGCUUCUUCGCCUGCUGAGGGUGCUGCCGGUCCCGGAGCUGCUGGGCCUGCGAGUCCUACUGGAGCUGGAGCUACUGAGUCUGGGGGUGCUGAGUCUGGAGCUGCUGAGCCUGGAGGUGCUGAGUCUGGAGCUGCUGAGCCUGGGGGUGCUACGUCUGGAGCUGCUGUGCCUGGGGGUGCUGAGUCUGGAGCUGCUGAGCCUGGGGUUUCUCCUGCUGCUGCGUCUCGCCGGGAGCCCCUCUCUCCACAGGAGUUGCGCGAGUGGUUUGCUCGCCGCUGGAGGAGUGCUGCUGGAGCUGGAGCUUCGUCGACCGCCGAGGGUGCUGGUGCUGCCGGUCCCGGAGCUGCUGGGCGUGCGGGUCCUACUGGGGCUGGAGCUGCUGAGGGUGUUGGUGCUGAGACUACUGCUGUCUGUCCUGGCGGUGGUUCUGCUGCUGGUGCUGCUGGAGGUCCUGCCGCUGGAGGUGUUGGUGGCACUGGUGCUGUCGCUGAGGGUGCUGGUGCUAUCCCUGCUGAGUCUGGAGCUGCCGCGCGGCCUCGGCCGUACUUCGUUCCGCUCCUACAGCAGGUUCUUGGUCUUUCUCCUUCGGUAGAGUGUCCACAGCCAGUCCAGUCGCAGUCACUGUUGGAGCCUUCCUCUCCUCUGCCUGCUCCCUCUCCUUACACUGGUCCUACUGGAGGUCUUGCUGAGCGUCGUGAGCCUGCGUCUCGUCCCGCGUCGCCGGUUCGUGCUGCUCGCGCUAGUGGUCGCGGUUCGCGUCAGCGUCCUCCUCCUGUCCCUGGCACGCACCGGAUGUCUCUGCGUCCGUCCACUGCUCCUCUGCGUGCCCCUUUGCCUUCUCCUCCUGAGUCCUCUCUUCCUGCGCUUGCCGACCCUGAGUCGGACUCUCUUCGUGCUGCCAGUCCUACUGUCACGCGUCUGCUUGCUACUGUCGUCACUGACCCCUCUUUUGAGUCCACUGCUGCGUCUGCUCUAGUCGCUGAGCUCGUUGACUUUGCUGCUCGCUGUCGUCUCGACUGCUCUGCUAGUCUUGUUGCUGAGUCUGCGUCUGUCUGUCCUCCGUCCGUCGGGGGUGAGUGUGCUCUUGGCACGGACGUCCUAGAGGACAGGCAGGAGGAGUUACAGUGUCUAGCGGCUGCUUCACCUCAUCUCGCGUCUGUACUGCUUGCCCCUGAGGGAGACCCGGAUGCACUAGACAUCCUGACUCCGCGUUCUUACGCGGAGGCCGUAGAGGGUCCCUACUCCUCUCAGUGGCAGGCAGCUAUGGAUGCAGAGAUGGCUUCCUGGAAGUCCACAGGCACCUACGUUGACGCGGUUCCCCCUCCUGGGGCGAACAUCGUCAGUGGCAUGUGGAUCUUCAGGGUGAAGCGGCCGCCGGGCUCUCCACCUGUCUUCAAGGCACGGUACGUUGCUCGUGGCUUCAGUCAGCGGCAGGGAGUUGACUACUUUCAGACCUUCUCUCCCACCCCGAAGAUGACCACUCUUCGGGUGCUGCUGCACAUAGCCGCUCAGCGCGACUACGAGCUUCACUCUCUCGACUUCAGCACUGCGUUCCUGCAGGGUAGCCUGCACGAGGAGAUCUGGCUGCGCCGUCCACCUGGCUUCACUGGGACUUUCCCUCCUGGCACCCAGUGGAGCCUCCGACGGCCAGUCUACGGUCUCCGCCAGGCACCGCGUGAGUGGCACGACACACUGAGGACUACGCUUGCGGCUCUUGGGUUUGCUCCUUCUACUGUUGACCCGUCGCUGUUUCUGCGCACCGACACUUCACUGCCGCCGUUCUACAUCCUCGUGUACGUCGACGACUUGGUCUUUGCCACAGCGGACACUGCUGGACUCGCCUACGUGAAGUCCGAACUGCUGAAGAGACACACGUGCAUAGACCUGGGUGAACUGCGCAGCUACCUUGGCUUGCAGAUCACUCGGGACAGAGCACGCCGCACCAUUACCUUGACUCAGUCACACAUGGUGCAGCAGGUCCUUCAGCGCUUUGGCUUCACGUACUCCUCGCCUCAGGCCACUCCUCUGCCUACUCGCCACUCACUCUCAGCUCUGCCUUCGGAUGAGUCCGUAGAGUCGAGUGGUCCGUAUGCAGAGCUUGUUGGCUGCCUCAUGUACCUGAUGACCUGCACACGACCUGACCUUGCAUACCCUCUGAGCAUUCUUGCACGCUAUGUUGCUCCUGGGAGACACAGACCAGAGCACAUGGCUGCAGCGAAGAGGGUAUUGCGCUACCUGUGCAGUACGUCGGGCAUGGGGCUCGUGCUUGGAGGGCGGAGUCCAGUAGUCCUUACCGGCCACGCGGACGCUUCUUGGGCUGACGACCAGGCUACGCAGCGGUCGUCACAGGGUUACACCUUCAGCCUUGGUUCCGGCUCUGUCUCGUGGCGGUCUACUCGCUCGUCUUCGGUUCUCGGCUCCAGUUGUGAGGCUGAGAUCUACGCCGGGGCCAUGGCUGCACAGGAGCUUCGCUGGCUCACCUACCUGCUGACUGACCUUGGAGAGCCACCUUGUUCUCCUCCAGUGCUGUACGUAGACAACAAGGCCAUGCUGGCCUUGUGUCGAGAGCAGCGCUUGGAGCACAGAACGAAGCACAUUGCUCUCCGCUACUUCCUUGCUCGUGAGCUGCAGCAGCGUGGUCAGUUGCGACUUGCGUACGUGGCCUCUGAGGCCAACACUGCUGAUGUGUUCACCAAGGCACUCGCGCCUUGUGACCAUCAGCGCUUUUGCACCCAGCUGGGUCUUGUGCGUGUCUUGCCUCACUUGCUCUCCUCUUGA
This is a messenger RNA of Closterium sp. NIES-65, 4623 nucleotides long. Lineage: Eukaryota; Viridiplantae; Streptophyta; Zygnematophyceae; Desmidiales; Closteriaceae. The record is from the annotation of a GenBank genome assembly.